Messenger RNA from Tarenaya hassleriana, 921 nucleotides. RefSeq names its product remorin-like. The transcript has 5 exons. The record is from RefSeq and is a predicted model, not a curated record. Bases 105 to 671 code for a protein of 188 amino acids. Lineage: Eukaryota; Viridiplantae; Streptophyta; Magnoliopsida; Brassicales; Cleomaceae.
CGUAUCCAUUUUCAUCUCUCAAAUCUCUCUCUCUCUCUCUCUCAUAAAUAAUCGAAUCUCUGAAUCAUUCUGCUACGAAUCUUCUGAUUCCGUCAGCCUUCGACAUGGCCGAGGAAGAGCAGAAGAAGGUGACGGAGUCCGAAACCGGUUCCGACCCUAGAGCCGAACCGGAGAAGGCCGUUGCUCCGGCGGAGAAAGCUGUAGCUCCGCCGCCGGAGACUGAGGAGAAGCCCGACGACUCCAAAGCUCUUGUGCCGGUCAAAAAACCUGAGGAAGAGAAGAAAGAAGGCUCUUCCGUUGAUCGAGAUGCUGUCCUGGCAAGAGUUGAGACGGAGAAGAGGAUGUCUCUUAUCAAAGCUUGGGAGGAAGCUGAGAAAUCCAAAGUCGAUAACAAGGCUCAGAAGAAGCUUUCUGCGAUCGGGGCAUGGGAAAACAGCAAGAAAGCGUCCGUCGAAGCUGACCUCAAGAAAAUUGAGGAGCAGCUAGAGAAGCAGAAGGCGGAGUAUGCGGAGAAGAUGAAGAACAAGAUAGCUGAAAUCCAGAGGGAAGCCCAAGAGAAAAGAGCGAUGAUCGAAGCGAGGCGCGGCGAAGAAGUUCUCAAGGCCGAAGAACUCGCCGCCAAGUAUGGUGCCACCGGGACGGCCCCGAAGAAGCUCUUUGGAUGCUUCUGAACGACAAAAGAAAUCCAAAUAUAUAUAUAUAUAUAUAUAUUGAUUUGAUCUGUUAUUUGAUUUGGAAAGAACGUUUUCAUUCAGUGGUUUAGUGUUGUGUCAUUUGGGUUAUAUAUGUCAUUUAGGAAGUUAUAUGGUCAUGGGCGAAACAUUUUGUUAUUUUUGGGUGUGAAUUGUGAAAUGCAGUUUGUCCUCUUGUCAAGGCGUAGACGUGUACAUGAAACAUAUUAUGACAUGGGCGGUUGUUAUA